Messenger RNA from Vitrella brassicaformis, 6344 nucleotides. The record is from the annotation of a GenBank genome assembly. NCBI's taxonomy places the organism in Eukaryota, Vitrellaceae.
CAUAAAAGCUCGUCUAAGGGUUUCUCUCAGUCUUUCUCCACCGCUCUGAUCCGCCCAGACAUGCACACACGCAGAGCGGACGGGCAGUCACACAUCGACCAUAGGCACACAAACUUUGUGGAAGACGUUGCCACAGUGACAAUGGGUGGCUUUCUGACGAGCUCUUUCUCUUUCUCUCUCUCUCUGUGUGAGUGUGUGUGUAUGUGUGUCAGUGCUAUGUUUGGUGGCUGCUCAUCGUGUCCGUGUAAGCCUUGGAUGGCUUGGGGUUGGUCUUGAGCUCCAUGGCCAAGUGCUCACUCCCGGCGAACCGACGACGAUACUCACACAAACACAACUCGACGUCCUUCUGCACACACAUGACGUCACAUGACGUCACAUGACGUCACACCACAUGCCGCCAUGGGAUGGGCACAAGCAAGAGGGAGAGAGAUGCUGCUCACGCGAGGAGGGUUCCGCCAGCCCCUGGUUGCGUUGACGUUCCAGUUCUUCUCGAAACGCGCCUUCAUCAGAUACCUGAGAGACACAGCACAAGACACAGGCAUGUGUUGGAUGGAUGGAUGGAUCUGUGGUCGCUGGCUCACUCGUUGAUGUCCAUUAUGUCGAGCUCCUCGGGGACACUGUAGCUCUGCAGCUGCGAUAGGUCCCUGCACGAGCCGCGAGGUGGGGCCUUCCCAUAAGAACCCUCCAUCGCGCGAGGCAACUGCAUUACAGACACAUCAACGACAUGGACGACGUACCGUUCUUCGCACUGUGCGUGUCUCCAUCUCUCCUCCUCCCGUUGCCUCCCCUGCCCUCCCUCCCUCCCUCCCUCCCUCCCUGUCUCUGGUCUGUACAUACCCAUCUGAUGUUGUGUGUGUAAUUGGGGGACUUGUACACGCCCAGCACGUGUAUGUCCAUCGCCAGCUCGCCGUACACGAAGGUGAAGGGCGCCUCGCCCCGCAGCACACUCUCGGGCAACAUCGUCACCAGACGUGGCGCCGAGCCGCUGCACAAGUAGUAGUCUGAACCACACACGGAGAGAGGGAGGGAUGCAGGGAGGGAGGCGUUUUUAGAGAGGGAGGGAGGUAGGCUGGUUGGCUUACUGGCGUCUGUUGGGCCGAUGGUGCGGCCAUCUGGGAAGCGAAACUCGUGAUGAAUCUCCGCCGAAUCGUCCUGAGAGUUCGGAGAAUGAAGAAGGACGGCUGUCUCUGUGUGAUGUUUCUGUGUCUAUCUCACUGACAGGGUAAUCGAAUGUGGCCAGAAACACACGGCAGAGGUUCCACAAUGUGAUGUUCAUCCACAGCUGGCCAGCACACAACACCGAUCCAUCCAUCCAUCCAUCCAUCCCCUGACGGCUGCCUCUGCUGUUCACUCACCCCUAGGUAUCUCACGAGGCAAGAGCCCUCAGCAAACUGCUCGCUCACCGCCCGCACCUCCAGCACGUCAAGCGAGUUGAUGACGUCCGGAUCCUCAGACACACUACCACCUCCACCACCACCACCACCACCAGCCGCCUUGCUCCCCUCCCUCUGUUUCUUUUUCUCUCUCUCCGCGCCCCCUCUGCGUCUCAUGAGGUGGGCGUCCGCCCCUCCCGCCAUGUGUGGGAUGAGUGUGUCGCUGUGUAUGGCUGCGUCGGGGACAGUGCGGAUGGGGUUGCUGAUGGGGAAGCGCCGCUGGCGGGCCGACGCGAAGAGCACGCGGAAGCGGUCCAGCUCGCUCUCGUGCAUCCCUGCAGACAGAAGGCCCGAGAGACAGAGGCAGAGAGACAGAGGGAGAGGUGUGCCGGACUUGAGUUGCUGGUGGAGCUCUUUGUGUGUACAUGGCAGUCGCUCUGCGGGCUCCCAUACGGGCUCUUUGAAGCGCUUCUUCACCUGAACGAACAAACGAACAACGAACAGGGAAGGGAAGGCACUUUCAUGUGUGUGGGGUGUGGUUGAAUGGCUGUGUCUCGUUGUCUACCAGGUACAGGUAGCGCCGGCCGUUCCACUUGGAAUCGAGCAAACCUGAAGACACAACACAAACCACACAAUACACACCAGAUACACACAUGACAAACACGACCACCCAUCCACCGAUCCACCCAUCCCUCCAUCCAUCCAUCUGACCUUCGAACAUUGAUUCGUCUGCAUCUUCCUCCUCCUCUUCCUCCUCCAUACGCUCGUCAUCCUCACACUCAUCCUCACCACCAACGCCCACACCCACACCCACCAGCGGCCCUCGCUUCACCCCCUGGCCGCCCCCAGACGCCAGACGAGGGCCCCGCUUGCCCGACCCCACAGCGCGGCGGCGCUGGGUGGUGCCCAUGUAGCCUGACGAGCUGCUGCUGGUCGCCUUCGGUUUGGACGCUGGGCGCGACGGGCUGGAUGAGGAGGGGGUCAGCGAUGGGCUCGACGUGUGACGGCGCGACCGUGACUGCGACUGGGGCCGUGGCCGUGGUGUGCCGCUCCGACCCAUGCGGGCCUUCUUAUGCUGUGCCUGCUCCGCCUGCGCGGCCGCCUCCAGCCGCCGCUUGGCGUUCAUCUUGGCGUGGCGGUGGGCUCGGUUGUCUCUCCCCGCCCCCUCCUUCUGCCCCUGCCCCUGCCCGUCUUUGAUGGACAGCCCAAACACGGCGGGCAUCCUGAUCGGGCCAGCCCGCAGGUCGCAGCUGACCGGGCCGGUGAGGAAGCAGCCGCGGUGCAGCGCCCGGCUGACGCGGCCCACGCGGCCGGCUCCACCAUCCAGAUGGAGUGGCUCCAGAGUGCCGUUCUGGGCGUGCUGCUUGACGAGGCCCCUCAGGUGCGCUGCCAGGGGGGCGGCCUUGCCGUUGCCCUUGCCCCCACCAAUGGCAGCGUGGGGGACAGGGAGAUGCGGGCGCUGCUGGUGCUGGUGCUGGUGGCGGUGCUGCUCGCGGUGGUGGUGGGGCUGUUUGUCAGCGUCUUCGGCAUUGUGAUCGUCAUAUGUGUGUGUGGAGAGGGAGAGGCCGUCGGGCAGUGUGCGGGAGGAGGCGAGCUGGGUGAGCUGUGAGAUGAAGUCGCGGGGCGGGAGGACGUAGAGGGCACGGACGAGCCGCUCCUGCGCCUUGCGCGAGAGGUGCUGCCACACAGACGCACAGACACGGAGAUGGACACGGUGUGGUGGUGUGUGGUGGGGAAUGGGUGUGUGUUGUGAUGACUGACUGACCUUGGUGGGCACCGUGGGCAGGUCGCGGGCCCGGUUCUUCUUGCUAUUGGCAGCGAGGUUGGAAUUCCACCAGCUCCCCUGCAGCUCCCUGCUCACACACAGACACAGACAGACACACAUAGCAGUCAGUACAGUAUAGGUGCAAUCGAUUGCUGAUAUUCCUUCCACGCGUGGAGUGGAGUGGAGUGGAGGGGGGAGGGGGGCGUGUAGAAAUGUCGACCUGUUGAUUCUGAGUAUGUCGAUGGGUGCGUUGUUGUCGGGGUACAUGGCCAGCCGGCCCUCAUCGGUGACGAUCCGACGCGACGGCGCGACACCCACACUGCCCUCAGCCACCAAACGCGGAAACUGACCAAACACCCGGAAACACACACAUCCAUCCAUCCAUCCCUCUCUCUCUGUGUGUGUGUGGGGCACUGCACCCAUCCGAUCCGCCCACCGACCGACCGACCCAUUUGUGUAGGUUAAGCAGGCCGGCCCCCCUGUCCUCCAUCCGCUGCUCGUACACGAUGACGUCCUCGACGACCACGUGGAAUGUGACGGCGCCGUAGACGAGCUUGAAUGUGGUGCCGAUGAACGACCUGUCCUUGUCGAAGUCGGGCCGGGGGCAGCGGGAGCCGCUCUGGUUCUUGUAGUCGAAAUCUGAACACACACAACACACACACACACACACGCAUCCACCCUUGUGUGUAUGUGUGUGUGUGUGUGUGGUAGUGUUGAUGGAUGUGUCGGGGUGGGGGCCGGCCUGACCUGUGUGUGGCAGUAUGGAGCCGUCUGGCAGCUCCCAGUGGUGCGGGACAGUGGACUGGCCCUCGUUGACCCAAUGCUGAACACACACCCAGAGAGAGAGACACGCCUGGCGGGAUGGGGGCAGCAGUGUUGUGUGACAGGGUCACCUCGACUUCAUGGUCCAGCGACAUGGCCAGCGCACGGUACAAGUUGUACCACGUCAAACCUGCACACACACACACACACCGCACUUAAGGAGUGAGAACGAUAGAUACCGUCAAGUUUGCGUGCUGUGUGUCCGUGUGUGUGGUGCUGCUUUACUUCCGAGGCAUGCGAUCCGUCUGACGACCCUCUGCCCGCCCACAACGGCCUCAAACUUAUACAUCAGCACACCGGGCUUACGCUCACCCAUCUUACGAUUCGCAAACCUACCGGCGCCCCCGCCGCCCCUCCUACCCCCCCUCACGCCCACAUCCCCCUUGUCAUUGGCCUUGUUCUCACCACCACCACCACCACCACACACACCCUCUCCCUCUCCCUCUCCCUUCGCCACCAUGCGCAUCUUCCGCCGCUUGAGCCGGUCGUGUGCUGCUGCUGCUGGUGCUUCGUCGGGCCAUGUGAGAGUGUGUUGCGGCUGCAUCUUGAUGGAGCUGACGAAUGCGUGGCGGCUGUGCGUGUCUGCGAGGAAUGGGGCGAUGGGUUUGGCGAAGAGCUGGUCGAGCCGAUGGGACAGCAGCAGGUCGACCGGGGGAGGGAUGCUGUCCUGCACACACACACAUACACAUACACACACACUCAAGGGAAGCGUAUUAGGGCCGCCUUGUGGGGUGCGUGUGGUGUGUGCUGGUGACAUACAUACAUACCGGUAGCUGCAGAAGGCGACGCAGCGUUCUGUCACGGAACUCUCUGACACCAACCAACCAACCAAGCAGCCAGCCAGCCAUGGAAAAGGCCAAUGUGGUCAUGUGUGUGUGGUUUUGUGUGUGGGGUCGUGGUGCACCCACCCAUUGAUUUCGUGUACGUCGACGUCGGUCUGCACACGAUGGGCGGCGAGGCCAUACGGCGACCCGCACGCAUCCACAGAAGGGGCCGUGCCUCGAGCACUCGACACACGGGGAACCUGCAGACACACACACACACACACACACAGACAGACAGACAUGAUGGAUGGCUUCUCAUGUGUGUAUGUCAGUGACACAUACAUACCCAUUGCAGGUCACUGUCUGUGAAAGUGACGAUGUCUGUGAGUGUGACGGUGAGCUGCAGGACGCCGAACGAGUAGCCGAAGGUGCCUCUGCGGCCGACGGCAUGUGUGCUGAGGACGUCGUGCAGACGGUGGUCGUCCGUGCACAUGGAGCCGGCAUUGGCCGACGAGUAGAUGGCGUCAGAGAAGAAGAAACAAUGCCUAUGGGCAUCGUUGCCCUGCACACACCACACACACCACAUCACACCCACCACACCACACGUACGUCCUGCCCUCCCCAGCCCCCUCUCUGCACCCACCGGCCCCACCUGCAUGUCAAGGGCCGUCAGGAAACACACGUGCAGCUGGUACAACGACAGUCUGGCCGGCACCGCCACCACACGACGCACCUCCCCUUCUCGAAACGACCGGCACUCGAGCAGCAGCUCCACCCCAUCCUCGCACCCCACACCCGCGGGCGCAUCACCACCACCCACAGCAGCCCCGCGCGGCACAUCGCCUGCCGACGGGUCGUCUUGUGAGAAGUUCAUGCACUCGGCACUGUGGGCCAUGUCGUCACUCGAGGCGUACUUGAGGGGCGAGGGCGGGGAGGGGGAGGGGCAGAUGGAGAAGGCCGGGCCAGAUGGGGUCACCGUGGUCUUGGUGGUGGUGGUCUUGCGCUUAGAAGGGGGAGAGGGGGGGAUGUUGCUGAGAAGACGGUUCAGACGCCCAGACGCCAGAAGCUUAUGCAACUGCCAUAGAUCAAGACACCAUCAAAGGUUUCCUGGAGCUGCCAAAUCCCGCUAGCCCUUUCUGUGGGUGUGUAGGUAUGUACCUGCUUCACAGUCAUCUGGGGGAACACGAUAUCGCGGCAUCCAACCAAUGGCAUCCCCGUCGCCGACGGACAGAAGGCCGAACGCGCCGCCUUCAAGUUGCCCAUGGCCACAAACGGGACCUUGGCCGCUGCUGCCGAUGGCUUAGGAUUAGGCAUGUGAUCUGCCGCCGGACGGUCCUCCUUCUCGCGCGGCGCAUCUUCUGGAUCUGCCGUGGCGUGGGUGGGGAGAGGGGGAGGGGGAGGGGCCAUCGGAGCAGAUUCUUUGGAUGGAUGGCGCGGGUCAGUAGGUAGCUGGGAAUCAGCCAUCACGGAAAAGCAGGAGAACGAGGGGAAAAAGGUCACGCGAGUCGUAAAUUGAUACUUCUGUGCAUGCCGCGUCAUGCUGCAAUCAUUGCAAUGUAGAUCUUUGAAUGGUACUGUGAGGGUCGGCUAAAUGGGACGCUGCUUAUAUGGGAAACUCGU